GUAUACAAUAAUUUUCUCGCAUUUAUUUAAAGAAGGCAUUGAAUUCGCAACCAUCGAAUUUGCUGUGUUGGUGAGGCGGCUGGUGCAAGCGUGUAUCUGGCAUCACUGCCACUAUCAUUCUCCGCAUCGAUUUCAUUUGCGGCGAUUCAGUAAUCAGUCCGUAGUGUCAAUCGCCAACAACCGGAUCGGUACUUGGUGCAUCGCAAAAAAGCACUUUUCAUUGUGAAACAAGCCUCGAUAACUUCGGAUCGCCCGACGUGACCGAGCAGAAAAUAAUGGCUAGUGCGACCGCCCCAUUGAUGAUGCGAUUAAUGGCCAGCUCGAUUCAGAUUGCUGGCCGAGCCGGCAAAAUCAUCCGGGAUGUGAUGGCCAAAGGCGACCUCGGUAUCGUCGAGAAAGGCAAGGAUGACUUGCAAACCGAGGCGGACCGAUCGGCCCAGCGGUGCAUAAUGGCCUCACUGCAGCGACUGUUCCCCGAUGUGACCGUUAUUGGUGAAGAGGGAAAAAGCGACUUGAAGGUACCAGAGGACUGGCUGGUCACCGAAAUGGAUAGCGACUUCCUGGAACGAAACGCUUGCCCUGAUGGCUUGAAACAGGUCAAGGAAUCGGACCUGGUCAUUUGGGUGGAUCCACUGGAUGGAACCAGCGAGUACACGCAGGGAUUCCUCGAGCGAGUGACAGUGUUGAUAGGGAUAUCUGUCAAUGACCGCGCUGUUGGAGGAGUUAUUCAUCAGCCGUAUUUCAAAACGGACAAUGGUUCACUCGGUCGAACGAUAUGGGGAGUCAAAGGUAUCGGAGCUGGUGGAUUCAAUCCGAUUAAGCCACCUUCGGAUCGAUUCAUUGUGACUACCACUAGAUCCCACUCCAAUGCUUUGGUUCAGUCAGCAUUGGACGCCCUUUCUCCAGAUGAAGUUCUUCGCGUCGGCGGAGCUGGUUAUAAGGUUCUUCAAUUGUUGGAAGGAAAAGCUCACGCCUACGUAUUUGCCAGUGCGGGUUGCAAAAAGUGGGAUACAUGCGCCCCAGAAGCUGUAUUGGAGGCACAAGGAGGAGCGUUGACGGAUAUUCUUGGUCGACAUUACACCUAUGGCAAGGACGUCAGCUUCCCGAACGCUUGUGGAGUCCUUGGGACCGCCAGUGGCACUUCACAUCAAGAUGUAUUAGCUAAGCUACCGGACGCUGUGAAACAAGCAAUGAAUAAAACACAAUAGAUCCAUUCCAUCUAGUAA
Molecule: messenger RNA, 1226 nt
Organism: Armigeres subalbatus
Lineage: Eukaryota; Metazoa; Arthropoda; Insecta; Diptera; Culicidae
Product: 3'(2'),5'-bisphosphate nucleotidase 1
Exons: 2
Coding region: 276-1208 (310 amino acids)
Biological process (GO): phosphatidylinositol phosphate biosynthetic process
Molecular function (GO): 3'(2'),5'-bisphosphate nucleotidase activity
Source: RefSeq, a predicted model, not a curated record